AUGGCUCGAGUGGAUUAUCGAGAUAUAGUCAUUCAGACGUGUUUUGAUGCGGUUGAGAAGACUAUGAGAGACUCAAGAUGUACAUCUACAGCACUACUAGCGAGAAAGUAUCAUAUUCUGAAAGGUGUGUGUUACAAGUCAGGUGAUCCGAUUCCGAUGUGUUUAAGAAACGAUCAAGAAGAGAUUGAGAUACCUCGAUCCAAGAACAUGCAGGAGGCACAGGUUACGAAGAAGAUAGAAAGGGAUAUAUGUCAAGACAAAAGUACAAUGUUGGAUGACAGAGGACCGAUAACGGCGGUUAGUGGUCAAAAUGACGACUCAGUGCUGAAUAUGUUGGCGCAUGUAAACCAGACCGAUGACAGUACUUCAUUGAUCAAGGAGGUAUCUUGCAUCGAUAUGGAUCUGCAACAACAGCUUGUGAAAUUACAGCUGAAGAAAAAGUUGGAGUAUCAAUUAGUUCAUCGUGGACGGUAUGAGCAUCUUCCAGCUGAUCCAAAUAACCGAGUCCCUGAUAAUGUGUUUCGCCCUGAAGAACUGGUGAUCAAAGUGAGUAUUCCUCUUGCUACAAGUGCUAAAGGGAUUGACGUGGAUGUGAGCGAGCAGAUGUUGCGAUUAUCGGUGGAUCUUGAUGUGGUUGGCAAUUACGAGCCGCUAGAGCUGGCAUUGCCAUUUCCCGUGAUUGAAGACAAAAGCUGUGCCAGAUUUGACCGCAAGAAACAUCACCUAGUAAUUACUCUACCAGUACAGCCUCCAAAAUCCAAGCCACAGUCCCAUUCGUUGGUCGUUCAGGAUGACGACGAAGAAGCAGAGAACAAGGAAUUACCUCAAAAUAUAGUGGGAACGCCGGAAAGCAGUAAGAUGGUUGCCACAGAACAAACAAGGAAGGGCGAGGAGGGCUUGCUUAUGCUCCAAAAGACGACAUCAAUGGUGGCAAAAGACCCUCAGGUGGUGGUAAACAAUCCGCUCAAAGCUCAGCGACUCUCUCCAACAGCAGUAACUAGUUCGCCGCGAUCUGCAGUGACUGAGCUAGCUGCAACCAAAGACGACAUUUCGGACAAUUUGCCACCGCUUACGAGCUGUGGCGACGAGGAGACUGAUACAUUGGAGCCUCGCGCUGAAGAAAUGAAGUCACCUUCAAAUAUGUUGGCACCUGUUAAAUUAGCAUCCAAAGCCUUGAAACCGAUCAAGCCAUAUUUUGAGACUCAUGAUACUUUGGAGUGCUUAUCGUAUAUCGUUGGUGUUGCUGGCAUCGACUCGACGAGCGUGAAACUCACUUUUCCGUCAGAUAGUUCACUGCACCUCCAAUUUGCAGACAGUGAAAAGAAAGUGUAUGAAAUGCUUAUUGCUGCCUUUCCAGUCGAUAUCGAUCCGUCCACUGCUGAGUUUGACGUGGCUAGUGAGAACAUGGUGGUCAUUCUUCGCAAAUCAAAUACGCAGCUUUCAAAUAUAGAGGCUUGA
Messenger RNA from Peronospora belbahrii, 1458 nucleotides. The record is from the annotation of a GenBank genome assembly. Lineage: Eukaryota; Oomycota; Peronosporomycetes; Peronosporales; Peronosporaceae.